Molecule: messenger RNA, 624 nt
Organism: Lichtheimia ornata
Lineage: Eukaryota; Fungi; Mucoromycota; Mucoromycetes; Mucorales; Lichtheimiaceae
Exons: 6
Coding region: 1-624 (207 amino acids)
Source: RefSeq, a predicted model, not a curated record
AUGAGUGACGAAGAACGCGAAUUCGAAGAGCAAGUAGAGGAGGAGGAACAAGAAGAACAAUAUGAGACCGGCAACCGUGCUCAAGGAACCGUUCGCUACGGUGACGUUAUCUGCCUUAAGCACGCUUCCACCGGCAAGUAUUUGACCUCGAAGGAGGAGGGUUAUAGCCAUGAUGGCACCAGUGGUCAACAAAUUGUCUUCACCAAUGACUAUGAGGGCGAUGAUAGCCAGGAAUGGCUUGUCAUUCCUGUUGAAGGCACCGGCCAAGAGGACGGUGGCGAAGUUGGCUUUGAUGAUGAAUUUAGAUUGAAGCAUCAGCAAACUGGUCGCUACUUGCACUCUCAUCCUGAUAUUCCAAGCCCUGUUACCGGUCAACAAGAAGUCACUGGUUUCGGUGGAGAAGACGAGACCGAUGAAAAUGAUAUCUGGGUAUUGCAAGCAUUCCCUGAUUAUGAGUACCCCGAGGAGGACUAUCUCUGGCAUUUGGAUAUUCCCCUCGUCAUCCGCCAUAAGAUGACCGGCCAAACCUUGCACAGCCAUGAAGAGGAAUUUGAUGAUGGUAACGAGGUCACCGCCUACGUUGGAACUGAUGACAACGACCAAUGGAUCGUUGCAUUUGAUUAA